Molecule: messenger RNA, 4358 nt
Organism: Ceratosolen solmsi marchali
Lineage: Eukaryota; Metazoa; Arthropoda; Insecta; Hymenoptera; Agaonidae
Product: probable multidrug resistance-associated protein lethal(2)03659
Exons: 20
Coding region: 94-4308 (1404 amino acids)
Biological process (GO): transmembrane transport
Cellular component (GO): membrane
Molecular function (GO): ABC-type transporter activity; ATP binding; ATP hydrolysis activity
Source: RefSeq, a predicted model, not a curated record
CUCUCUUUUUGUUCUUUCCAGUACUGUUGAACAAGAAAAUCUUUACGUUAUUUCAUUGUAGUAUAAUCAGUCUUUCUUUAAUUUUAAUCAAGUAUGGAUAAUAAAAGAAGGGUGAACAAGCAAAAUCCUAUAGGCAAAACCAACUAUAUUUGUAAUUUAUUUUUUUGGUACACAAAAGAUAUCUUUUGGAAGAGCAAUCACAGAAAUAUAACAUUGGAUGACAUAUAUGAUCCUGUUCAUACUGAUAAAUCGGAAUACCUUGGAAAUCGGCUUGAAACAGAAUGGAAUCAUGAACUGGAAAAAUGGAAAAAAAAAAAGUAUAUAGUUGAUAAUAAAGGGGAUAAGAUAUUGUCAAAAUUAACUCGACCAAGCCUUUCAAAGGCCCUCAUUCGCAUGUUUUUUUGGCAGAAUGUCAUUCUAUCUAUAAUUCAGGCACUAAAUUUCUUAGUCUUGAUAGUCUGUCACCCUAUAUUUCAGGGAUGGGUUAUAGAUUACUUCAAGGUCGGUGGAAGUGAGAAUAUUGACGAACGUAAUCGAGCUUUCUUUAAUGCCACAAUUAUGAUUCUAAUAAAGCUAGUUACGGUCUUGUUCCAACAACAUGCUUAUCAAUUGGCAUGUAGAAUGGGCAUGCGUGCUCGAGUGGCUUGCUGCAGUUUAAUGUAUAGAAAGACAUUACGCCUUCACAAAUCUAUUUUGGAUCAAACUGCGGCUGGGCAAGUCAUUAAUUUGAUGAGUAAUGACGUAAGUCGAUUUGAUAUGUUUUUCCAAUUUAUUAACUUCAUGUGGAUAACGCCAAUUCAAGUUUUAUUGAUUGUAUAUAUUAUGUGGGAUAGUAUUGGAAUUAUAUUAUUAGUAGGAAUAAUAAUUUUAUUACUGAUAGCAAUUCCAUUGCAAUCAAUUGUUACUUACACAAGUAAAAGUUUACGAUUGAAAAUUGCUAUUUUAACGGAUAAAAGAGUUCAAUUAAUGAGUGAACUAAUCUCUGGAAUAAAGGUUAUAAAAAUGUAUGCAUGGGAAAAACCAUUUAGCAAAAUUGUUGACAAUAUUCGAUUGGCUGAGAUGAAAAAAAUAACAAUCACAUCACAUGUGCGAAGUCUAUUCUUCAGCUCUAUGAUUUACACAGAACGAACAACACUCUUUGUUACUCUUAUAUUAUACGUAUUUGCGGGUAAUCACCUGACUGCUGAAAUUUCAUUUGUUUUGGCCACCUACUUUAAUAUUCUACAAUUGUCAAUAAUUUACAUGAUGCCAAAUGGUCUUAUUGCAGCUGGAGAAGUAUCUGUAUCCAUAAAACGAAUCGAGGAAUUUCUACUCUUAGAUGAAAUUACAAUAUCCGAAGUUACGAAACUUUCAGAAAAAGUAUUAGAAGAUGAUCUAAAGUUUACAGAAAACAAAAAUAUCGAUACUGGCGAUGAAAACUCUUGUACAUUAAUAGAGGUGAAUUUUCAUCGAGUAUCGGCUAAUUGGAAAAGCGGGCAAUUGCCACCAACUCUUAAUGAUUUAACGUUCAAAAUUAAAGCCGGAAGUCUUUGCGCUUUAGCUGGAAAUGUUGGAUCUGGAAAAUCCGCUAUUCUACAGCUUCUUCUAAAAGAGUUGCAAGUGGGUGCAGGAUCUGUUAUAUUAAGACAACAAUGUGACAAGAAGUUAGAAACAUUUCAGCGGUCUGGUUUUCAUACAGAUAUUGAUAAUCUACGGAUUUCAUAUGCUAGUCAAGAUGCAUGGCUCUUUGCAAGUACAGUGAGAGAAAACAUUCUUUUUGGCGAGCCUUUUGAUUCUGCCAGAUACAAUAAAGUAGUAGAGGUGUGUGCACUCAAACAAGACUUCGAACAUUUAUCUAAAGGCGAUUUAUCGACUGUUGGCGAACGCGGCUCCUCUCUGUCCGGAGGACAGCAGGCUCGUAUUAAUUUAGCUCGAGCCAUUUACAGACAGGCUGAUGUAUAUCUUUUAGACGAUCCUUUAAGUGCAGUGGAUUCUAAGGUAGCAUGCCAUCUCUUUGAACGAUGUAUACGUGACUUCCUUCACGAUAAAACGCGCAUUCUUGUAACGCAUCAACUACAAUUCCUGCAGCACGUUGAUAAUAUUAUCUUCGUUGAACGCGGAUGCAUCAAAUACCAAGGAUCGUAUAAAAAUAUUACAAAUAUUAAUCCAAAAAUCAUGGAUAUGUUGAGUAAUAUAAAAAAUGACGAAGUUAAUAAAAAUAUAAACUCAAAGAAUAUGAUUGCAUUGGCAGAUACUCAACUGACAGACUCAAUAAGUCAUAAAAAUGAUCAAUCUUCGAUAAAAUCAUUUAACAGUACAGAGGCUGAAUCAACGGCCGCCAGUGUAAACAAUGAAGAAAUAAAUCGAAUUUACAGCAACGGGACACUUUUUAAAAUAUAUCUACGAGCUGGUGCUUCAUGGUAUCUCUUGGGCUUGUACAUAACCACAUUGAUUUUUACGCAAAUUGCCACUAGUGGAACGGAUUUCUGGCUUAGUUAUUGGACUAAUAUGGAGGAUAUGCGAUUUAAUAUAAAUACGUCAAGUUCAUCAUUAAAUAUAACAUAUAAUUUGAACUUUAAUUUUGAAAAUGUUUCAGAAUUCAAUAUACCUACCGAAGAAAUAAAAUUGUUAUCAACAGAAGAAGCAAUAUACAUUUACGCUAUUGUUUUGUGUAUUUGUACGUUUCUAUGUUUAACCAGGAGUUACCUCAUUAUCAGAAUUUGUAUGAAAGCAAGUAAACGGCUUCAUAAGCUUAUGUUUUCAAAUAUCUUACAUUCUUCAAUGAAUUUUUUCAACAAAAACCCAUCCGGGCGAAUUAUGAACCGAUUUUCAAAAGACACCGGAGCAAUGGACGAAUUACUUUCAAGAAAUUAUACAGAAGCGAUUCAAAUAUUUUCUGUAAUGAUUGGAAUUUUAGUUGUCAUAGUAAUUGUCAAUUAUUGGAUGAUUAUAACUAUUUUUAUAGUAUUACUACUAUUUUGGUUUGCCAAGACGAUCUAUUUGAAUACUGCUCAAAAAAUUAAAAGAUUAGAAACUGCUGCUAAAAGUCCCGUCUUUUCUCAUGUAAAUGCCUCUUUAAAUGGAUUAACAACGAUAAGAAGUUGUGGUAAAAAAAUUGAAAAUAGGCUUGUAAUGGAAUUUGAUCGUUAUCAAGAUGAACACUCUGGUACUUGGUACAUGAUUAUUACUACAGCCGCUGCUUUUGGCAUGAUUCUCGAUUUUAUACUAAUAUUACUUAAUGCUGUCAUCGCUUAUAGUUUCAUUUACCUCAACAAUGGAAAUAUUCUUGGGGGAAACGUUGGAUUAGCACUUUCACAGGCAGCAAUUUUAACAGGUAUGGUGCAAUAUGGUUUUCGACUUUAUGUUGAAGUUAUGUCGCAGUUGACUUCUGUUGAAAAAAUUGUUCAGUAUACAAAUUUACCUAAAGAACAUCCACUUAUUUCUAUCAUUCCAUUACCAAAAAAUUGGCCUCAAUGUGGUCGUAUUUCAAUGAAAAAUGUAUCUAUGCGAUACGAAAAGAAUGAGCCUCUCGUUUUAAAGGAACUUAAUGUAGAAAUUGAACCAGGCUGGAAAGUAGGCAUAAUUGGUCGAACAGGUGCUGGCAAGUCAUCGAUAAUAGCAGCUUUAUUCCGUCUAACAGGCGAGAAUUUAAAAGGUGAAAUUAUAAUAGACGGAAUUGACACGAGUCAAAUUGGUCUACAAGAAUUACGAGCUCACAUUUCAAUAAUUCCUCAGGAACCAGUUCUUUUUUCACAAAGUCUCCGUUAUAAUCUCGAUCCGAUGGAGCAACAUGAGGACUCAGUACUAUGGGAGGCACUUUGUGAAGUCGAACUCAACGAUCUAUCACUAGAUCAACAGAUUGCAGAGAAAGGUAGUAAUUUAAGUGUGGGUCAGAGACAAUUGAUUUGUCUUGCUAGAGCAAUUAUACGACAGAAUCUGAUUCUAGUGCUUGAUGAAGCCACUGCCAACAUCGAUGCACAUACAGAUAGCAUAAUACAAAAUACAAUCAGAAAAAAAUUUACUGGAUGUACAGUAUUAACAGUAGCACAUCGGCUGAAUACCAUUAUUGAUAGUGAUCGAGUCAUUGUUAUGGAUAAUGGUUCUGUAGUUGAAUUUGGUUGUCCGUAUGAGCUCUUAACCAAUAAUAUGAACAGUUAUUUCUUCCAAAUGGUCAAUCAGACUGGGAAGAUACUGUCCAAAAAAUUAGAAACACUUGCUAAAGAAGCUUAUUUACAAAACAUACAACAGAAUUCUCAUAUUUCUGAAGGUAGAGUGAACAAUGUUCAAGAGGCAAUACAAUCAGAAGAAAACUACGAUAUUCGAUUAUAAAAAUAUAAAGUUCAUGUUGCUUAUAUAAGCACAUAUUUGUAUUAAUUAAA